Messenger RNA from Radiomyces spectabilis, 4616 nucleotides. RefSeq lists its product as uncharacterized. NCBI's taxonomy places the organism in Eukaryota, Fungi, Mucoromycota, Mucoromycetes, Mucorales, Radiomycetaceae. Bases 162 to 4601 code for a protein of 1479 amino acids. Gene Ontology annotation, cellular component: cytoplasm. The record is from RefSeq and is a predicted model, not a curated record. Gene Ontology annotation, molecular function: protein binding; ubiquitin-protein transferase activity. The transcript has 21 exons.
CACCUUUGCAUACAGCGGGAAUUUUUUUAUUUUUUUCGGUGCAUCGGUCAAAAGAGCCUUUUGUGACUCAAAUUUCCAAUGACCGCACUGACUUUGGACUUUUUGGAUUUGAUUCAAGCAAAACCGGGUCGGCUGGGUUUGUGAUCGACCUAUUUACGCACAUGGUUCAUUCUAGCCAAGGAUCGCUUCCCAGGCCAGGGGAUAUAGCAGCAUCUCCGGGACCUGUAGCAUGCUUUCUCACCGGCAUGGCCGCGAUUCUUAUGGGGUACUCGGUGUAUUCUCACUUGAAAACGCUUCACGAUCGUAAUACAGCUCCGAACCGACGUCGACGCCGUGCUCUUGAGCUUAGUAGUGCAAGAGCAUUAGAAGAUGCCAUUCCGAUCAAGUCGCUCGCCUUGUUAACGCAAUCGACCAAUGUCAACAUACAGAACAGUGCGGUUAAGAUCGUGUUUGAGCGAGCCAUGUCAGAGGAAUACUUGCCUUCCAUUAUUGAAGCGUGUAAAAAAGAGCAACCUAUAGAGUCUCGAUCCAAAGCAUUGGCGGUAUUGCAACUGUUAACUCGACGUGAUCAAAAUAAAACAGCACUGCUUAGUGCAGGUGCUCUGCCAGUGCUAGUCGAUGCCCUGAAAUCGACAGAACCGGGAAUGGCGGAAAUUACCCAGCGAUACGUUGCGGUAGCAAUCUGUGACUUGAUCCAGGGCAGUGAUCUAAACAAGCAUUUUAUCAUUGAGAUGGGGAUUCUCGAUGCGGUCAAGCGGAUAUUGACCUCCACUACAAUUCGCAACAAUGAGCUAAAAUACUGGACGCUCAUGGUGUUGUACCAAAUCUCGCUCACAGACCCUUUUCCCAAGAUCCUGAUUUCCGGUGGAUUCGUCAAAGUGCUUGCAAAAAUGGCUCGCAUGACAUACGGCAACACCAACAUGCCGAAGUUUUGUAUGCAAAGCCUUGUCCGCAUCGUUGCCAACGUGGAUAUUAUGGAAGCCAAGAAAAUUCUGAACGAAUUGCUAGAUUAUCGAAUUGUGGACCUGAUCUCGGUUUGUUUGCGAAGUGACGAUGUGGAGCUGAUUUACUGGGCGGCAGGGUUGAUGCAUGAAUUUGUGCUUAAAGAUGUGGCAGCCGGUAAAUUUCGCGACAUCAAGGGCGUUCAUGUCAUCCUGGCCGGCUUAUUGUCCGCGGAAGAAAUGUAUAUCUCACGUGUUGUCUUGCGAACUGUCAAAUUCAUGGCCUAUGGUCAAGAGAAAUUCCGACAAGACAUGGUUCGUGCGGGCAUGGUCAAGAAGAUUAUGCAUUGUUUGACUCUGGACGACGAUGAUGUCCGUUACUGGGCAAUCCUGUGUAUCCACGCUGUCGCCGGUCAAGUGGAAUCUCAUAAAGAAAUCCUCAAUGCCCCUGAAUUCGACUUGUUACUGGAACUGGCGGCUUCCCAUAAAAUUCAUGUUGCGGUUUUCGUGUCUGAUAUCUUAUCCUUGAUUUGUUGUAUUACGAGUAAUAAUGCGCACAUGGAAGCUCAUCUGGACAACAUCAUUGAUACGCUGAAUACGCUCAUGGGAAUGGAAGAGCUGGAGGUGCAGUACAAUGCUGCUGGAGCCAUCUUUAACGUGAUGGCGAUGCGUGGUGAUUUUGCGGCUGAAGUGCGUAAGAAAUGCUUGGAUACCAUUAUUUCCAUGUGUAUCUCGUCCAACCAUGAACGGGUGCAGUUGACGUGUGCCAAGGCUUCCUUGAUGUUGUCGAUCAAAUAUCCAUCGCUCGUACCGCGGGUUUCGUUGCAAGUCGUCGAACCUUUGAUCACCGCUUACGUCCGUAUAGCGCACCGUUUAUUACCUAUUAUUAUGAUGCAAUCGUUGGUCUCGGCUUUAAAAAAGGAUGUCGCGGUGGCAGGCGCUGGUCGUCUGUCCGUUCACGACAAUACCGAUAUCGAAGGACUUUUCGUUCCGGAUUACAUCAAUGUGAACGCUGAAGGGACCAUUUCCAACGCAUCCCGUCUGGAGGAAAUGCUUCAGAACUCGUCGAGACAUAACCGAAUCGAAAUGCUGAAUAACAACGACAUUCUUUUACCCUCCAAUCUCUCGAUUUCGGCCGAGCCACCUACGAUUGAGAACCCACCUUUCGAAGGACAGCCAGCCUCAUCAUCAAGCUUAUUCGGAGCUUCAUCGUCUUCAUCGUCUGUAUCGUCUUCGGGCUCUUCGCCCUCUCCUUCUGACCGUAUUUCCGCUUUUAUGGACUUUGAACUGCCUACCGUCCUUCGCGUCCAGUUUGUUGGCGCUCAAAGUGCGUUGAGCGUGCUGUUAGAGAACGACGAUAUUGUGGAUACCUUGGUUACCGGCAGUGUGCUUGAACGGCUGAUGGCGGAUAUGGCCGAACUGGAAGCGGGUCUAGGAGAUGGCGUGACAAGUUUGGAAGAAAGGGAGCCUGCUGCGCCGCUUCGUCUAGCCGAUUACAAUACGGCUUCAAUGACGGCCGGCAACGAAGUGGUGCCGCUGCCAGACUCGGUUCGACAGUUGACGGAAAUGCUCGUGUUUAUGGCUUUAUAUCCUGUGCUGGAUCACUGGUGCUUACAUGUAUGCAAAAACAUCAACUUGGAUAAAAUGGACGAAGUGGCGGCCAAGAAUGCUUAUUACGAAGUGCUUCCUUGGAUCCAACGAUCGGUGAGCGUUAUGGUCGAUCCGCGUUCUCCGCUACGACCGCCUCGACCGCAAACAUACGCUCCCAGUGAUUCCAGUAGCGAUUCGGAAGGUACGCAAGACGGCUUCAGUGCGCAGCGACCCGUCGAGUCCGCCGCCGAACGAUUGGGCGAGACACGACGUCGAGGGGAAGAAAAGGAACUGCUAAGAGCCAAAGGUCGGUCUGCAGGCUAUUCCAAAUUGUACGCCGGAUUUGCCAGUCGUGCGAUUUUAGUACUUCGCUCCCUUUUACGAUACCCUUCUCUGCGUUAUUAUCUCAUCUACGAGAUGAACUUUUUAGAUGUUCUUAUGUAUAUAUUCCACCAUUGUCCAUAUUUCUCAAGUCAUGUUCUUACAUGUCUUGGUAUUCUGAUCAACUCAGACCCACAUUAUAUUUUACCGGAGCACUUGAUUCCUGUGGUGGCCAUCAGUGUUUGGAAGACGAUAUUGGGCUCUACAAUGCAGAAAACGUCGUCGCGAUUUUAUGCAAGAUUGAUCAUGAGUUACACGAGCCGAUGUACCCACUCUCAUGAGGAUACGGCGGCUGACGGAAAUCCAUGCGAUUUUGCUGAAUUGGACCUGGUGGCGCAUUCCCGAUUUUGUGUGAUCAACUAUGAAACGCGUCUUGAGGUGCGUAAUGAUGCGUGGACGUUCGAAACUGUUCGCGGGACGCAUCCCGUUCCGGCAAGGCACCAUGACGAUGACGAUCAACGUCCAACCAAAUACGCCUAUGAGGUGGUCUUGGGCACCGCCGGACUCAUGCAAGUCGGAUGGGUGAACAAGGCUUGUCAAAUCGACCCUGAAGGUGGCACGGGCGUCGGUGAUGAUAACGAAUCGUACGGUUUCGAUGGUUGUCGAGCCAAAAAGUGGCAUGGCCGAUUCCCCACUGGGCGUUCCUCCUAUGGAUUGGAAUGGGGAGAAAAUGAUGUAAUUACGUGUGCUUUGGAUAUGCAGCAGGGCCAUAUUCGUUAUUACAAAAACGGAGAGGAUAUGGGGAUCGCAUUUGAAAAUGUACCCACCGAUCGCGACUGGUACCCUGCCGCAUCGCUUUCUACCGGUCAACAGUGCAUGUUCCGUUUUGGUGGUUCCAUUGACAGUUUACAGUAUCUCCCGGAAGGCUAUACGCCUAUGGCGGAGUUGGCAAGGCUCAAGCCAAUCUCAGUGGUAUCUUCUCCGGCGGACAAUGAAGAGAACACCGCGGAAACGGGCGAAAAGACGACGCUGGAAGGAUUAGCGAUUCAUGCUAUAAGCAGUAUCGAGGAAAAUGAUAUUGCGGACUUGGCCGAAGCCAUGGAACGUAUGCGGGUAACUUCGCCGGCGUCGGCCGCUCCGCCACCAGAGGAGCACGUGAAAACGACCCAAGCGAUUCCCGAGAAUGAAGCAAGCGAGAAUCAGGACACGAACCAUGACAGUGGAUCGGCCGUAGCUCGGAAUACGCUUGAGGUCCGUUUCCCAGGCACCAAAAACUAUUAUGCUCCGCCUUCACUGUAUUUCGAAGUCGCCAUUGCAUACCAUCAGGAAAAGAUUGAUCUCUUGUAUCCGCGUCAAGAACAAGCGUCGCUUAUUAUAGGGUUGCAAAGUCUUGGAUCGCACAGCAAUGUCGAACUGGUAUAUGACUAUCAGCAGAAACAGGCGCAACUGUAUCAGGGACAAAUGCAUCGCUCGGAACCAUUUUCCAUGACGAUUAUGGAUGGUGAUUGCAUAGGUUUAUUCUUCAACGAAGAGAACCAGCAGCUCGGAAUUACCUGGAAUGGAUCUGUUUACGCCUUUGUUCCGCUCGUCAAGGAGGAGGAGAAAUUCAGACCUUUUGUACCGUAUAAAUUGGGCAAUGCAAAGAUGGAUAUCAAUUUUGGAGAGAAGCCGUUUUCAUGGCAACGGGCCAAUACGUUGACUUGCAAAGGAAGAUUGACAAGUUAUCUCAGUCGAUUACUAGGGCAAUAAAAAAUAGAAACCCAA